UACGAGGAAAUUCAGUUCACAUCUAGAACCCGAACUGGAGAAACCAUAGUCAUAGUACAACUGAACUUCGAUAUGCCGAACAAGUCGAAGGCAAGUCCACCUGGAAGCAACCAAACCCGUUCCUCUUCCCCCGACGAGUUCCUCAUGCAGGAGCAGCCUCAUCAGCCACGUGGAUCCAAUGUGGAGUCCAUAAAGACGCAGGAUAUGGUGGAUCAGUCUACCCAGACGCGGGAUAUGGUGGAUCAGUCUACCCAGACGCAGGAUAUGGUGGAUCAGUCUACCCAGACGCAGGGUUCGUCACCUGCCUUGAGAAGUGAUGACCAGUUCCAUGGUCGCGUGAUCGAAAUGCUGAGAGCACUGAACUCGAUCUUGGCCAAAAAGGAGAUGCGGGCCACCAGGAAUCCUUUGCGCGAAGAGCGCGAUCGUCUUGAUGCGAAUCAUUCCGGAAUCAUCACGCCGAACCAGAACGAUAUUAGUUUAAUCAGCAUGCUGGGCUUGAGGAGGAGAGUCCCUCCCGAGGAGGAUCUAUCUGGGGACCAAACAGUAGUAUCACAUCUUCAGACAGAGCUAAAUCCAUAUGGGGAACCGCUUGCCAAGCGAAUGAAGGUGGAGGGUACCCAGGACAGACCCCAUGGUUCUUCCUACAAGCUUCCUAACACUACUAACGCCGUGGAAAAGUCUCCUCGUGGCAGGGUGGUCUCGCUGGCCAAUCUCUUUGAGAAGGGAUCAGUGUGGUCACAUAGACAGGACCAAAAACCACAUUCCGCUGGAAUGUAAAGAGUUCAACUAAGGUCAUCCUCCACAUCCGUCGGCGCAGAGAAUGGAGUUCCUUUGUACGCCGUGCUAUCAUGCUGAGAUU
Molecule: messenger RNA, 859 nt
Organism: Drosophila teissieri
Lineage: Eukaryota; Metazoa; Arthropoda; Insecta; Diptera; Drosophilidae
Exons: 2
Coding region: 73-777 (234 amino acids)
Source: RefSeq, a predicted model, not a curated record